Drosophila elegans is the source of this 2388-nucleotide messenger RNA. Its product is annotated as serendipity locus protein H-1. Lineage: Eukaryota; Metazoa; Arthropoda; Insecta; Diptera; Drosophilidae. The record is from RefSeq and is a predicted model, not a curated record. Bases 71 to 2212 code for a protein of 713 amino acids. The transcript has 4 exons. Gene Ontology annotation, cellular component: nucleus.
GUUUGUAAAUUAUAGUGAAACAUUUUGGGCUCCCCAAGAAUUUAAUGAAUUUUAGCGAUAAUCGAGCAAAAUGGAGCGUAAAGAAGUGGACACACAACAGUUCAUCGAUCAUACGCUUUUGGCCACUGAGCUAAUGCGAGAUCCCAAUCACUUUAUAAUGGAUCUGAUAGAUCAUACCUAUAAGGCUGAAGGCCCCACCAAUCUGAGCCGGAAUCCCAGUUCGGGAAACUCGGAGAGCGGCGUGGGCUAUGCGGAAAAGGAGUCGCUGACACCGGAAUUGAAUUUUCACAAUACCAUCUUUCAAUUUGUGAACAAAUCGUCGCCGGAAAACGAUGUUGUGCCGCAGCAACCGGACUCGCAGCCCGCUUUUCCGGCCCUGGCCAUUGAGCCCACGGUUCCCAUCGAUGUGGCCGCGGGCCUGGUCCACGACGACGGGGAUCUACUGUAUGCCCACAACAAUGUCUCCUGUACAAAUGCCCGCAAAGUGUUGCCCCACAAGAAGCGCAUUUCGCGGAAACUCAAGGGCAACAUUGAUGCCGAUCUGGAUGUGCACAAACAUGUCCAGGAUGUGGCCCCAUCCGUGUCCAUCUACAGUUGCGAACUCUGCGGCUACUCGGUGCACACCCAACUGGACUUCUUCGCCCACCUCAAGCAGCACUACGAACCCACCGUUCUGGAGCAACGUCUGGUGGUCCAGGAUACCCAGCAGCAAAAGGAACCAAUCGACAUGUGCGGUCUGUCCGCCCACGAUAAGCUGCAGCAGGAGCAGGCCAAAUUGGACCAGGUCUUCCAUGACGUGCAGCUGAACUUCGAAAACUUCCACAACAUCAGUCACCAUGUGGACGAUGUGAGCAAUGUGGGUGUCAAUAUGGUGCUGCAUGGUCAUGGACAGGCCACGGACAAGCUGAGUCCCGUGGUGGUGAACAGCAAUAGCACACCGAAUACCGUGCCCGUGGUGGACGAUGUGGAGUUCAGCGACACGGAGGACAUGCUCGAGGGCAUACGAAAUGUGGUGGACAAGGUGUCGAUAGAGGACACCUGCGACGAGCUGGUGGAUCUGGAGCUGACCUCCAGUGGCAUGACAGCCCCGUGGUUCAAUAACAACUUCAGGGACAUCACUUUUCCGGCUCUCCUGCUGCCCGGCGAACCGCCGCCAGCUUCCGCGGAACAGGCUGCUCCACUCCUCAAGGCGAAUCCCCACGAAAACGAUCACAUGGCUUUGGAUUUCCUAAGUCCCGCAAAGGUGGAACCAAAACUGGAAAAGUCUCUGCCCAAAAUCAUGGAAGCUAGUGAGCAAACCAUGUUGGUAGUGGCAACACCACCGCCGCCGCUAACUCCUCCGCCCAAUUCGGCGAUCGAACAACUGCAGAGAUCUCCGCUAGAGCUGAGUGAAGCCUUCAAACUGGAAGAGGACGAUGAUAGCCGGCCAGCUUCGCCCUUUGAAGAAGGCGUUUCCGAGGCUGAGGAGCACAACGAAAGCUUCUCGGUGGCGGUGGAGGGCUUGGCUGCAAGUGUACCGCAGGAAACGGGAAGUAAGACCAGGAGAAAGCACUUUUGCGACAAGUGCAACCGGGAUUUCAACUCGUAUAAUGCACUCAAGUACCAUCAGUACACGCACAACCAGCAGAGAUCCCAUAAAUGCGAUAAUUGCGAGAGAUCCUUCUAUACACAGAGUGCCUUAAAAGCGCACGAAAGAACACAUUCCGGCGUAAAACCCUUCAAAUGCGAAAAGUGUGACUUCAAAUUCCGGCAAUGGGGCGAUCUAAAGUAUCACAUGAUCUCGCGGCACAGCGAUGUCAAGGCGCACAUGUGCGAAUUCUGUGGCAAGAGUUUUUCGAGGAGAUAUUCGCUGGUUCUCCAUCGAAGAAUUCACACCAGGGAGCGAAACUAUGCCUGCCAGCAUUGCGACAAAACAUUCAGGGCCAGUUCGUAUCUGCUUAGCCACAUUAAAGUGCACACUGGAGAGCGACCAUACGAGUGUUCCAUCUGCGAGAAGAAGUUCCGGGUGUCUGGGGAUCUGAAGCGACAUUCCCGGAUUCACGAUCCCGCCAGAACGAAUCAACCACCGGCGGAAAAGGUAAAGAAAAAAAGGGCAGCUGCUCACAGCAAACAGAUGCCAAUCGAAGGGGAUGACGGGGUGGCCACCAGCAUCCAACACAAUAAGUCUGACGCCAUGCGCGACCAAACUAAGCAGGAAAUUCUGGGCUUAUAGCCAUGCUGUGCCAAGGUUUCUUCAGAAUAUUAUAAGUAAAUCAAGAUUAAAGUACGCAUUUUUGUACAAGCUAUGUGUGUAAAUAGAAACCCUAAGUUCAGAUAAAUAAGAUACGUAAAGCAUGCUUGUAUUUAUAAAGUAAUUAUUUCAAAUAAACAAAGAAAAAUGUGCAAAUA